AUGCAGAAUCUUAUAAACAAGCUGACUGGACUAUUCGGGGUGACUGAGAAGGAGUCAGAAGCAAUGAUCAGGAAAGCAUUAAAAUCAACCACACCAGAAGAAGAUUUACUGGAUUUAGUGGGAGAAUCUUCGAUAGAGGAUAUAGUGACGGUCUUAGCAGAGGGCAAGAAGAAGGAGAAGACAUUCACAGUGACACACCAAGUCCUGAGCGUAGAUGAGAAGUUAGAUAAGAUAUUCGCACCAAAGCUUAAAAGAGUCAGUACAGAAUAUUAUGACGAGUACAUCAUGGAGUCACCUGCGCCGAGUACUUCUGUUGAAAGGGUUUCUGUGCAGGAGGUCUCUGAGCGGUACAGGAAAGUGUUCAGUUCGGGUUAUAAAGAGUUUAAUCAAGUACAGUCUUCUGUGUUUGAUAGUGUAUACAGGACAAAAGAGAACGUACUCGUAUGUGCACCUACAGGUGCUGGUAAGACCGAUAUAGCACUACUUUCAAUAGUAAAGCAGUUAGAGGGUCGAAGCCAUUCGGAUAAAAGCAAGAUAAUAUACAUUGCACCUAUGAAAGCACUUGCGUCGGAAAUAACUAAUAAGUUUAGGCAUAGAUUGCCUGUAUUUGUGAGUGAGUAUACGGGGGAUAUGGAACUAACAAAGGAAGAAUUAGAGAAAAGUACGGUUUUAGUGUGUACUCCAGAGAAGUACGACGUAUCCACCAGGAAGAUAUCUUCAUUUCUGUUAUCACACACAUCACUGAUUAUUCUGGAUGAGAUCCAUAUUCUGAAUGACAGCAGAGGACCGACUAUUGAAGCGAUUGUGAGCAGACUAAAACUAGCCUCAGAGAAGUGUCAGAAACAGAUUCGUAUGGUUGGGAUAUCUGCAACACUUCCCAAUCCAAAGGAUAUAGGAGACUUUCUUAUGGUGAAUAAAAAGCACAUGCACGUAUUCGGGCCAGGAGACAGACCGGUUCCAAUUACGUACUCUGUGAUAGGAACAAGGAAAACUGUUGAUGUAAGUGCUAAUAACAUGACAAAAAGACUGGAUACAAGAGAGAAAAUGAUUUAUGUACUGAAGGAAAGGGUUAAUAAGGUACUUAAUGAGCACCAUCAAGUGAUUGUAUUUGUACACACUCGUGGGAACACUCUUGCACUUGCUAAUAUACUCUCUGAGGAUAUAGAACCAGAUGAGAUCAAAGCAGAAGAAGCAGAAAGUGCAGGGAUUACAGGGGAAAUGAAAGAUGUUUAUUCAAAGGGAAUGUUUAUACACAAUGCAGGCCUUCCCAGGAGCAUAAGAGAAUUCGCAGAGGAGAAAUUCAGACAGAAAAAAGUGAAAGUCCUUGUAAGUACAUCUACACUUGCCUGGGGAGUAAAUCUGCCUGCAAGAGCUGUGAUCAUAUUCGGUACUGAAAUAUACGUGGUAGAAAAGGGUGGGUACAUAAACAUAGACAUCUUAAAUAUUCAGCAAAUGUUCGGCAGAGCAGGAAGACCGCAGUACGACACAGUCGCAGAAGGUGUACUAAUCACAGACCAUAAAUCUCUAUCAACGUACGUUAGGAUGUUACGUGUAGAGGACCCAAUUGAAAGUGAUUUAUUAAAAACCCUCCCAGAAAAGCUUUCAACAGAAAUCUACUUAAGGAAUAUAAAAGACCGAUCAGAUGCAGUCAAAUGGUUUAAAACCACGUUCCUAUUUAUUCGUAUGAACAGAGUACCAGAGAAGUAUGGAAUCAUACCAUCACAGAUAUCUGGUCUUAUUUCUGAUUAUAUACUGCUGUCAUUUGACAGAUUAAAAGAACUAAAGCUGAUCAGAGAGUGUGACUCCAGUAAAAUCAUUCUAACAACAGAUUUAGGAAGAAUAAUUAGUCAUUAUUUCCUAUCAGAAUCAACACUCACUGAAUGGGAUAAUCUCUCAAAUGAAAAAUCCGUUAUAACGUACUUAUCAAAAUCUGAUGAGUACAAAAAUAUUCUAAUCAGGAGUGAAGACAGGAAAGGCCUCGGUAUAAGAAAUGACCAAGAAGAGCUGACAGUAGAAAAAAAAAUAGAAAUUUUAAUUUCUAAGCACAUUCAGAAUAGAAAAUUAAAAGGGCAUUCUCUUGUUAUAGACCAAAAGUAUAUUUUAGAGAACAUUGAAAGAAUAUUAGGGGGCCUAUCAGAAUAUUUUUUAUAUUUACGGGAUUAUAAAAAUGCGUAUAAUACGCUUUAUAUGAGAAGGCAGUUAAUGAAAGGGGUUAAAACAGAGAUAAUGGAUGUAGAUAUAAUAAGCAAUAAGCACAGUUUAUUAUUGAGUAGGCCUGUAUCUGGGUAUAUUAUAAUAAGGAGUCACAAGGAGUUAAUAAAAAUAGUGAAGAUAGAGCAGGAGAGGGACUGUUAUAUGACGCAUAACAUAAGGAGAGUAUCGAAUAUAACAAAAAUAUCAAGUAAGGAGGUAUUUACUGGAAGGUUAGAGAUAAUUCCUGUUAGGGAGUAUUCUACUGAUGAAUUAUGGCUAGUAGACAGUGCACUUUCUUAUAUUUCUGGGUACAGGAUAGAGUAUGAGGAUAAUGAAGAUUCUGAGCAAUUUGAGAGUCCACGGUCAUUUGACAGGAAAAUUCAGUUUAAGAGAACUGACAGUGUGAUAAUAGAAGAAGUACCAAAUGUGAACCGAAAGGAGUUUUAUGCUUUAGUCAGGAUUCUUAUAUACGAAAGAAUCAAAGAAAUCCGCCAGAGAAAGAAUGAUAAGAUAAUAAUUAUAGUAAAGGACCAGGAGGAAGAAGAGAACUAUCUUACAGAGUAUCAGAGACUAUCAUUUAUUGAUAAUGUAUCGUUUGAGAAGGACAGACUUUGUUUUUCUUCUACUAAUGGGAUAUACAGGAUUAGUAAUACAAUGAAUGAUUCAUGGACUAUUGGGAUAUGCUCAGUUGACAGACUACGACAAGUAAUUGGGAAGUAUGGGAACAGUCUUUAUAUAUUCAACGGGUUUACUAAAAAGCACCGGAUAUAUUCUGAAUCUAUCCUAAGAAUGAUUAACACAAACGUAUUAAUAUACGAAAAGCCAAAUGUAUCAGAUUAUAUCAAGCAGAGGUAUUUAUAAUUAAAAAUAGAAUUAUAGGAUGCCUUAAGACAAUCUGUUAUUUCCUUAAAAGUAC
Nematocida parisii ERTm1 is the source of this 3109-nucleotide messenger RNA. RefSeq lists its product as uncharacterized. The transcript has a single exon. Gene Ontology annotation, molecular function: nucleic acid binding; ATP binding. The record is from RefSeq and is a predicted model, not a curated record. The coding region runs from base 1 to 3054 and encodes 1017 amino acids. Gene Ontology annotation, cellular component: nucleus. NCBI's taxonomy places the organism in Eukaryota, Fungi, Microsporidia.